ACUGGUGCGAGCAGCUGGAGUGUGGGCAGAGGAGGGACUGCGGGCACCACGUCUGCCAGCAGUGCCAGGGGGACUCGAAAAGUGCCGGGAUCCUGUACUGUGUUCAGUGUUUGCAGGACCAGGAAACGCAGCUGCUCAAGGACCUGGACCGGGUGCACAUGGUGGAGGAGAGCGAGUCCCUGCCGGGCCCGUCCCACCGGUGCCUUGUGGUGCAGGGGCCGCAGGAGGCUCGGGGGCGGCUGGACCAGCGGCUGGCCGAGGUGGAGGCUCAGCAGAAGACCUUGCAGAACAUCGUGACGGUGCUGAGCCGGGAGAUGGGCCGGCGCGAGGGGGCCAGAGGCUCGGCCAACAGGGGCUCGCCCAACGUCCUGGGGGAAGCCAUGGCCCGCAUCCUGUACCUGGAGGAGAAGGUGGCCAAGCAGGACACGCUCCUGGCCCUCAAGGAUGUGAUGAUCAGCAACCUAGGGGCCCGGGUCGAGGCCCUCGAGCACACCUCCUACAACGGGCAAUUUCUCUGGAGGCUCCCUGACGUGAGGCGAAAGAUGCAGCAAGCCCUGUCCAAACAGACACCUGCCGUCUACUCUGCCCCCUUUUACACCGCCCGCUACGGCUACAAACUCUGCCUCAAGAUUUACCUCAACGGGGACGGCACCGGGGCCGGGACGCACAUCUCUCUCUUCUUGGUGCUGAUGAGGGGCGAAUACGAUUUCUGGCUCAACUGGCCUUUCCAUCUCAAGGUCACCUUCACGCUCCUGGAUCAAGUCGGCGAGCGUCACUUCUCGCACUCUUUCCGGCCGUCGCCAGCCUCCUCUUCCUUCCAGCGGCCCGUGAGCAAGUGCAACAUAGCCAGCGGCAUCCCCGAAUUCUUCCCCCUGUGCCAGCUCCACGCCCCGGGAGCCACCUACAUCCACGAGGACACUUUAGCCUUCGAGGCCGUGAUCGGCGACACCAACCUCUAGGGUGUGGCAGUUCGCCCUGCGGCCCACGGGACUGGGGCUUGGGCCUCGCUCGGGCCUAGAGACAUAGCCGACAGCUUGGACUCCCAGGUUGGCGUCUUUCAAGAUGGCCGCCCGCACUGCCUCUCCCCCGCCAAGCUUUCGCCCAAGGUGGCUGCCCACAACACAUCUCCCCCACAAGCCUUCGCCCAAGAUGGCCACCCACAGCAGCCAUCCACAACACAUCUCCCCCCACCAAGCCUUCACCCAAGAUGGCCACCCACAGCAGCCGUCCACCACGCAUCUCCCCCCAACCAAGCCUUCGCCCAAGAUGGCUGCCAACACCUCGCUUCCCCUCCGAUGGCUUCAUCGAAGAAGCUGGCCAUGAAAAAUGGAGGUUGACCCUUCUUGGUAACCACCAUGGAAGAGGUUUUCGAACAAGAUGACCCUUAAGUCUCUUCCAAGAUGGCCACCCAUGAAUAUGUUCUACUUCCUUUGAAAGCUUGGUCCGAGACGGUGGCCACAAAUAAUGGAGGGUGAGCCCUUGGGGCAGCCAUCUUGGAAGAGACGAAGGUGGAGGGAGACCUUUAAGCGUCGUCCAAGAUGACUGACCAUGGGGACUGUUGUGGCAGCCAUCUUGGCAGCUGUUCUAACAGUGGAAGAGCCCCAUAAAUACAAAGCCCCCCCAGUAUGGAGCUCGCCGUCAGUGCUUGCAAGUACCUCCAGCGGGGAGACAAUUCCCCCCACACCUCAGAGACCAGCUGCACUGCCAUUCCUGGGGGGCUUGUUCCCCAGCUCUUAUUUUCGUAGACCCUACACAAAGUCAUACUGAACGCGACCUCAGGAGCAACAUGCCAAGGAGCUCUGGGCUUUUCAGGAGUCCGAUGAUCCCGCUGGGACGGGGAACAGGAUGGCCA
Molecule: messenger RNA, 1852 nt
Organism: Terrapene triunguis (Three-toed box turtle)
Lineage: Eukaryota; Metazoa; Chordata; Testudines; Emydidae
Product: TNF receptor-associated factor 1-like
Exons: 6
Coding region: 159-959 (266 amino acids)
Biological process (GO): protein K63-linked ubiquitination; positive regulation of JNK cascade; positive regulation of canonical NF-kappaB signal transduction
Cellular component (GO): plasma membrane signaling receptor complex; cytoplasmic side of plasma membrane
Molecular function (GO): tumor necrosis factor receptor binding; ubiquitin-protein transferase activity; ubiquitin protein ligase binding
Source: RefSeq, a predicted model, not a curated record